Salpingoeca rosetta is the source of this 5847-nucleotide messenger RNA. RefSeq lists its product as uncharacterized. The annotation marks the transcript as partial. The transcript is spliced from 32 exons. The record is from RefSeq and is a predicted model, not a curated record. Gene Ontology annotation, molecular function: protein binding. Lineage: Eukaryota; Choanoflagellata; Craspedida; Salpingoecidae.
AUGUCGCUGCACGCGCCCAUCACGAAGAUGAUGGCCAUCGCCAUCGUGUUCCCUCUCAUCGGCCUCCUCGCCUUGGCCCACGCAGAGAGUCAUGUGCUCCCCGCUCGAUUUCGCCGCGACGUCCCGUCUGCUCCGCCGAGAAACCCGACGACCACGCCCACACCUGGUGGCGCGUUUGCCGUUUCGUGGGAGGCCCCUGACCCCGGCACGACCAACGGCGCCAUCGCCGGCUACGUGAUCCGCAUACGCUCCACGGCUCCGCAGCCCCCGACGUGGGCCUACGGCAACGCCAUCCUCGACGCCACGGACGUGGAGGUGUCCUCGAGCACCUUCUCCUACACCCUGGCCGACGAGCUCUCGUUCCCGUUCUCUGGCUACGAUGUCGGCGUCGCCGUCAAGAACGCCGAGGGCUUUGGCCCCUUUGCCAUGCUCUCCGUCGACCCGCCAAACAGUAUCCCCUCCGGCCAGCCGCGCUCCGUGUCCACGUCCCUCCCACCUGUGGACGCGAUGACUUACCCGCCAGACGCAGACGAGAUCAUCGUGCAGUGGACCGUGCCUGCAGGCAUCUGGUUCCGCAACGCGCCCGCCAUCGGCUUUGACCUCGUGGCCACACCCGUGCCGGGCAGCACCACGAACGAAGUGGUGACCGUCCGCUUCCCCAAGCAGUGGCAGGACGGUGACUCGCCCGACGAGCAGCUCACGGCCUCCAUCACGGGCCUCACCCCAAAUACGGAGUACGUCGUGCUCGUGUACACGAUUGGGCUGGACGGCGACCGCAGCACCGCUUCCUUCAUGACCACGGACAAAACGCGCCCACACCUGCCCACGGUGGCACCGGCGGGCCUCAGCGUGGACGACACCUCUGCCACCGCCUUCAACCUCUCCUGGGACGCAAUGAGUGCCAGCACACCGGGCAGCAACGGCGACAUUGUUGGCUACCGCAUCUACCACGUGCCCACGGCUGAUCGCGGCUGCACCAACCUGGCCUGCCCACCGCCAUCUCCCUGCCAGGAGGACCCGCGCUGCGAGUUUGGCGUGUGCACGUACACCAACAAGCCCGACAACAUCACGUGCGAUGAUGGUAACGCCCACACCGUUCGUGACCACUGCGUUGCCGGCACAUGUGUUGGCGACCUCGUCAACCAGCACAUCGAUCAGCAGCCUGUGCACCGCCACAUUCACAUGAACACGCGCAGCCAUGGCGGAGGAUACAUGCCUCGACUCGGCGAGUUUUGUGGCGCCAGCAUCUACCGAUAUGCGCAGGAUGGUACAUACAAGACGGCGUUCACGGCCGCGGGAUCAACGAACAAUAUGAUGCAGCUGUGGGGCGAGCCCGACUCGUUGUACUACUACACGGCCAACUGGGGCAGUCAGUACUGCAGGAAGCUUGGCCCUUAUCCCAGCAGCAGCGUCGUGUGGACGUACACCCCGUUCCCUGCCACCACCGUCGGCGGCAUCGCAACAGACAGCAACUACGCCUACUGCAUCCAGAAUGGGCAAGCGACAGUUCACGUGUUGGACAAGAUGACCGGCUCGCUCGUCCGCACGUUUGACCUGACUGGCGGCAGCAUCGGCACGCUCCAUGGCGCCUUUGCAGUUGUCAACGACAAGAUCUACUACGGCACGGGACAGUACUUCUACCGCCACAACCUGGCGGACGGCAAACAUGAUGGCUUCAGGUUCCAAACCAUUCAGACCAUCAACAACAUGGCGUUCACGGGCCAAGACUUGUGCAUCAGCCCCAACAGCGAUAACGUGUAUUGCUAUCAGGUCAUCUCACACAACAUCUGGAAGCCCGACGAUGGCGCACAUCUGCUGGACACCGUCAACACAUACGCAACAAUCUCAUUCGACUCCCGCUCCUACGCCGGCGGUUUUGCGCCCAUGCACCGAGAAUACUGGUACCCCUACUGGUCAGGUUCAACCAUCUACCGGUACACGUGGAAGGGCUACUACAUUGGCGCGUUCAAUGCUGUGAAUGGUGUUGGAAGCAUCCGCCAGCUGUGGGGAUCGCCCGACUCGCCCCACUACUACCUGGCUGCCAGCAACUACAUCUACAAGGCCACGUGGCCGCAGAACCAGCUGGUGUGGUCCUACAACCUUGGCACGACUGCUGGCGGUGUCACCACGCACGGCGACAGCGUGUAUGCUAUGCGAGCAACGACCAACCUCGUGUAUGUGCUGCGCGCGACGGAUGGCGAGCUGCAGCGCACGUUCAACCUGGACUCGUCGAGCGGCGAUAACUUCUCCAACAUGUUCGGUGGCUUGGUUGCUGUCAAGGGCAGGCUGUUCCGUGGCGGCAGAGACAACGCCAGGUUCUACAGGUACGACCUGGAGACAGGGACGUAUGACGGCAUGUACUUCAGCGUGGCGACGAGCAUCUACAGCUGCUCUUUCAACGGGCAAGACAUCUGCGUGAGUGGUGGGGAUCCACCCCACAACGUCUUCUACGACACGGACCGCGGCAGCCCACCGCUUAUUGCCGGCUCAAAGAUCCUCAACAAGGACAUGAACGCACAGCUCUCCGACCUGCUGCCGUCGCACUACUUUGCCCGCUGCUACUCCGGCACUGCCGAUGGCUGGAGCUCAUCGACCUUCCACAGCCGCUGCGACAAUAAGGGCCCAACACUCACCAUUGGCCGCAACCGAGACACGGGCCGUGUGUUUGGCGGCUUCACUCACAUUCCUUGGACAACCAGCUCAGGGUACCGCACCGACUACGCCGCGUUCCUUUUCCGUUUCAACGGCGAUCAAGUUGAGCGCACGGAUCAGGAUCUCUCAUCUCCCGGCAACGCCGUGUACCACACGAGCUCCUACUGCCCGACAUUCGGCGGUGGCCACGACCUUCGUUUCUACUCCAACUGCGAGCGCGUGACGGCGAACCCCAACAGCUAUCGAAUCGACACCGGAGGUUACUCCAACUCCUGGGCUGGCGGCACAAACGACUUUUACGUCGAUGAAAUGGAGGUGUUCUACCUGACCGAGGACUCGUUUGACCCGUGCGAUGGCGUUGUGUGCCCAACGAACACGUGCACCCCCACCAACGUGCAGGCGUACACCAGCAUUGGCGGCGGUCCGCUCAGCGAUGCCGUUCACGGCACCACACUCGAGGCGCCACCAUCGUCUGGCCCUGUGGACGUCGCCGGCACAGCACUGUCUGAUUCGAAGAUUAAGCUCACAUGGAACGCACCAGCCAACCCGACACACAACGGCCGCCUUCUUGGCUACGAGGUGUACAUUGCCUCUGCUGGUGGCCCGGCCGCGUUUGUGACGAGCCUCAACUACUACACCUUCACCGUCACGGGCCUGCUGCCCUACACAGACUACACCUUCUACCUGACCACGUUCAACGGUGCCGGUGCGUCACCGCCAUCCGCGAGCAUCACUGUGCGAACACAGGAGGCACCGCCCGGCCCACCGUCCAACGUGCAGGCUGAUGAGGAGCUCUCUGACAAUGGCGAGGUGAUCACCAUCAGCUGGCAGCCGCCACACGAACCCAACGGCGUCGUCACCCAGUACACCGUCUACUACCAGAAGCUUGGUGGCACGUGGCAGUCCAUGACCACGUCCAGCGGCAGUGUGCGGUCCGUUGAGAUUGAUGGCCUGGAUCCCAUCUCCACCUAUGUGGUGCAGGUGUCUGCGUGGACGUCAGUUGGCGAGGGCCAGCGCAGCAACACCAUCGCGCCCACCACCGGUCAAGGCAUUCCCCGCACGCCGCCCGACAACGUCGGCGCCAACGCGCUCAACAAGACGGCCAUCAAGGUGACGUAUGACCUGCCGCCGUCGGAUGAGGGCGAAGUCGUCGAGUACAGCAUCUACUACACACCAGAGCCACUUCCCUCCUCAUGUGAGGAAAUCAGCUGUCACGCUCGCGACACCUGCCACGAUGUUGGCGAAUGCAUCCACGAUCCAUUCUAUGGCCCAAUGUGCACCGCUCCGGCCAAGCGCGAUGGCACCGAGUGCGACGACGGCGACGACAGCACUGGCUUUGACACGUGCGUGAUGGGGCAGUGUCGCAGCGUGCCGCGGCCCCAGCCCGUGUCUCCAGUCACGUCGACGUUCAGCGGCACGUGGUCGACACGCAGUUACGGCAUGGCAUACAACCCGCGCCGCAACGAGUGGUGGUUCCCCGAGUACACAUCUUCGUCCACAGGCACGGUCGUUUACCGGUACUCUGCCGACGAUCUGACGACGCUCGUUGGCCGCUUCCGCAUCCAGCAGCGCCGAUACCUGAUGCAAAUAUGGGUGCACGUGGAUGAAACGUACCUGCUCAACACCUACACGGACAACUACGUCUACCGCUACGGCCCCUUCCCUCUCGUGACGCAACUUUGGGCGUACAACUUUGGCACGACCGUUGGCGGUGUGUCGCUGCACGAUGGUGUCGUGUAUGCCAUGCAGAGCGGCAGCUACAACAUCCGCGUCCUCGACUGGGAGACGGGCCAACUCCAGCGCUCUUUCUCGCUGAGCGGCUCGCCUCAAGGGUUCUCGAACAUCUACGGCACAUUUGCAGUCGUGAGCAACAAGAUCUUCGUCGGCGACUACAACGACAACGACAUGUACCGAUUUGAUCUUCAAACGUAUCAGUACGACAACGUGCAUUGGACGGCCUCGUACCAGACACAAAAGCUUGGCUUUGACGGCCAGCAUCUCUGCAUCGCUUCAGGGGAUCCUGUCGAAUGCUGGAGAAUUGUGGACGAGAAUGUGUACGGCGACCGCACCGUCAUCUCUGCCAAUGCGCCGGCACAGGCCAUCAUGGGCUCCGAGAUCCUGACAAAGGACAUGAACCUGGCCAUCUCCAAGGAGGUGUCGCCCAACAGCGAUUCGAGCUUCAAGCUCUGCUUCCGCGCAUCAGACCACGGCUUCUCCGGCUCCACCUUCCACGCACGCUGCGACAACAAGGGCCAGACGGUUGUCGUUGUCCGUUCGACAGAGGGCAGCCCGCAGGGACCGCGCGUAUUUGGCGCCUUUGCUCCCAACAGCUGGCGCUCCGACACGUCCACGUAUCUCCGUGCCGAUGAUGCCUUCCUCUUCCGCUUUGUCAACAACGGCCAAUUCGAGCGCACAGAUCUCCUCAACUAUCCGGAGUACGCCCAGUACACGCGCCCAGACUACUGCCCUGAGUUCGGUAACUCUGAUUUCCGCAUGUCAACCGACUGUCGGUCUGGAUACACCAGCACGAAUGCUUACACUGUGCACCAGAGCAGCAGCACGUACAACAACGAGUGGUUGACUGGCUCCUACAACAGCUGGCAAGUGGACGACGUCGAGGUCUUCUACCGCGUCGACGAAUCCGCAGAUCCAUGCUUCGACGUGACAUGUGAUCCACCAAUGGGUCAGUGCAAACUGCCCGGUCGCUGCGUCAGCGGCGAGUGCGUCUAUGAUGUCGCCCCGAAUGGCACCCCAUGCAACGACGGCGACGAUGCGACGGUGUUUGACACGUGCCAGGACACCGUCUGCGUUGGCCGCCAUCCCGUCAUCACGGAGGACAACCAGCACACGUUCACUGGCCUCGACCCGUACACCACCUACGCCUUCCGUGUGGCUGCCCGCACCGUCCGCGGUCAGGGCCCGGCCUCUGACGCCGUGCGCGCUCGCACCCUCUCCGGCACCCCAACAGGUCCACCCCAGGAUGUGGUGGCGCGAGCGGCAGCAACGACCGUGUUGCACAUCACGUGGAAGCAGCCGCUGUUUGGCGAGCGCCACGGCACCAUCUCAUCGUACAAGCUGUGGGUGCAGCACCUGAACAGCAUGCGCCAACCAGCGGGCACACCCUGGACCAUCGUCACGGGCAACGACCUCACCAACUACAACCUCACAGACCUCGACGCAUACACAUACUACCAG